AUUCACACUCACAUUUAAACACACCUACCCCUACCCUCUUCUUCAUAAUGGGAACCUGUGCUUCCAUUCAAGGAUCAUCAAAGAAAGGUGCAAACUUUACAUCAUGGGAAUCUUGUGUCAACAUAGUUCACUUGGAUGGUACUUUGCAACAACUAAAGAAGCCUUUGAAAGCAUGGCAUGUUUUGUCUCUGAAUCCAAACUGCUUCAUAUGCAGCUCAGAAUCAAUCAAUGUUGGUUCAACAAUGAAAGCUGUGGAUCCAAGUGAAGAGCUUCACUUGGAUCAUAUUUACUUCAUUGUUCCUACAAUCAGAUCCCGGGUUCCGCUUUCUAUGCAGGAUUUGGGUCAAUUAGCAUUCAAGGCCAAUGCAGCUCUUGCUCAUUCUUCUUCCAAUAAUAAUAUCUUCAAGCCUUGUAAUAACAAAGUUCCUCUUUCUAGAAGGAAGAAGCCUCAACGAACACACCCAAUUCUUAUUACAUGAUCAACAUCUAUAUGGGUUUCUUUGAGUUUUAUCAUCUCUUAAUUAAUCACCUCUAUCAUGUUGAUGAUGAUGAUUCCGUCAUGGUGAUGAAGAACUCAAGCUCUAUAUUCACAUCAAAGGUUAUUAUGUUUGAUGGACGGGUUUAAUUUGAUUCGGUUCGGUUCGGUUCAAUUUGAGGUUCAUUUGUUUCUGAGGGGUUUUGAGUGACUAAUGACUAGUUUAAGUGCAGUUAACUUCAUAUCAAGUUGAUAGUUCAUCAUAGUCGUUAGAUGACAAUUUAAGAAAAUUUGUCAAAUCAUUUAACGACUCUCAACUAUUAACUUCACAUGAAAUUAACUGUACAUGAAUUUCCAUCUCA
Arachis ipaensis is the source of this 837-nucleotide messenger RNA. RefSeq lists its product as uncharacterized. Lineage: Eukaryota; Viridiplantae; Streptophyta; Magnoliopsida; Fabales; Fabaceae. The record is from RefSeq and is a predicted model, not a curated record.